AUGCGUUUCAUCACUGCCGUUGUCUCUCUGGCCUCCGUGGCCUCCGCCGCCAGCGUCGCCGUCGGCGCCUGCGCUUCCGCCACGGCCAACCUCCAGCUCGGCAACCAAAUCAUCGCCGAGGUCUCGACCGACGUCAGCGCCGCCGUCAACCUCGCCGGCGGCUUCAAGUGCCCCAAGGGCAUGGCCUACAGCCCCUGGGUCAAGGCCUGCGAGUGUCUUCCCGGCCAGAGCUACGACACCACCAGCAAGACUUGCAGCGGCAGCGCCCUGACCGGCGCCUGGCCGAGCCCCAAGUGCGAUGCCACCGGUGCCAAGGUCGCCCUCGCUGCCUUCUGUGCCAUCUCGCCCACUAAGUUCACCAAGUACGAUGCUACCCACGCUUGGUGCCAGGUCGCUCUCGACACCUUCACCUUCUGUGCCGAUGUCGACAUCGAGGCUGAGAUCAAGGCUCUUGGACUCGGCAUCAACCUGGACGUCGAGCUCGACAUCUCCCUGAGCGCCACCAUCAGCGCUGCCCUCCGCAGCACCUCUGCCGGUCUCGCCGCUCUGUACAUCGAGGAGCUCGCCCAGGCCGUCGUCAUCUUCAACACCAACGCUUUCGGCUACGCCGUCGUCGCUGCUGACGUCGAGGCUUCGCUGACCACCAGCAUCUUCGCCCAGCUGUCCGCCACCGCCUGCCUGCUCGGCCUCGGAAAGUGCCAGUUCGACUGCGUGUCUUACAACACCAUGGGCUGCCACAACUACAUUGACGUUGUCGGUGCUCUCGGUGGCCGUCUUGCCGGCUUCGUCGGCGUUACUAUCCUUCCUGACGUUAUCCUCAGCCUCAGCUCUACCAAGGUCUACGCCAACCUCGUUGUCAAGGACCUUCUGUGCGCUAGCCUCAAGCUUGACACUCCUCUCAUCUCCCAGUACAAGUACACUUGCUAA
Messenger RNA from Trichoderma gamsii, 927 nucleotides. RefSeq lists its product as hypothetical. The transcript has a single exon. The coding region runs from base 1 to 927 and encodes 308 amino acids. NCBI's taxonomy places the organism in Eukaryota, Fungi, Ascomycota, Sordariomycetes, Hypocreales, Hypocreaceae. The record is from RefSeq and is a predicted model, not a curated record.